Molecule: messenger RNA, 1098 nt
Organism: Paramecium octaurelia
Lineage: Eukaryota; Ciliophora; Oligohymenophorea; Peniculida; Parameciidae
Source: the annotation of a GenBank genome assembly
AUGUAUUGCUGUUAUUUACUUAAUAAUUAAGAGGUAUCAGAUACCACUGCAGAACAAUACUUCUCAAAAAACAGUGUUUUUUAAGGUCAAGGCAUCUACUGCCUUUCUGAAGAGAUGAAAAAUCAGUCAACAUAAUCAACAAAAUUAUCCCUUUAUGGUAAAGAACAUUAUUCUCUAGCCAGAAAUACCGAACAAUAUAUUUUGUUCAACUCUUUUCCCAAAAAUAUACCUUUAGAAUUAUUAUAAAUAAUUGCUGAAAAAUCUAACAACUUUGGCAAAAAUCUACAAGUUUUCAUACCUUACUCAAAUGAUGAAUAACUACUCCUAUAUUAUCUUUAACAAAAAACAUUCAACAUUUAUACUUUGGAUGAUGAUCAUGAGUACUUAAAUAAACUGAAGAAUUAAAAAAUAUUUUAAUAAUUGAAAUAUGUAAGGCAGCAAGAAUUUAUUGAUGAUUUCGAUUUAAAGAUAUUUAAUUGUUGCUCACAAACCUAAAGAAUGUUUGAAUUUUUGGAAAAAUCAAAAAUCAAUUCCAUCUCUACCAAUUAAGUGUUUAUUUUAGAUUAUUGUCAUAAUCCUAACGAAAUUAUCAGCUAAAUAAUGAAAGGUUAAGAACCGGAUAAAGAAGAAUUAAUGACAGUUUUUAUUGAAGCUACCAAGAAAUAUUAUUUAUUUUUUACUGGAAAAAUGAGUUCAACUUAGGGAUUUUCACGAUUAGAAUCUAUAGAGUAGAUUCUAUUAGAGAAUGCAGAACCCUAACUAAAUUGUCCAAAACUAAUAAAACAGUUACUCAAAUAUCUCAUGCAUAAAAAAUUCACUUAUUAAUAAAUCUUAUAGAUAAUAGGAUCUAUUAAGUAAGAACAUGCUGAUGAAUUGAAAAAAUAAUAAUCUGAUAGCAUUCUUCAUAUGUUUUUACAAAAACUUAUUAACUACUAAAAUGUUGAUUAAGCUAAAAUUCAAGAGAUUUUUUAAUUUCCCUCUGGCUUUUUAACCAAAACAUCAUUAACUAUGUCCCAAUAACAAGUUAUGGAAAAGCAAAUAAAUUCGUAUGAUAAAUAAAAAUUAAUAAGCAACAGCACGGUUGAAAUUUAAAUGUGA